AUGGAACCAAGACUUUCCGGCGACAAUGCAAUAGAGAUUGGUGAUGGAAAGAGGCCACAAGAAGAGAAGCUCGAGCCAGACAAGGCCGACGAAGAAGUUGGGCUCCUCAGAGAUCAGGUAAUCGCCAUACUCGCGGCUGUACCAGAUGUUGAGGUCGACGAGAUAAUUGGGGUAGAGGUUUUGAGGGAGGCAACUCUGGGUGUCAAAGAGUGGAGCUACCACAACUAUGAGCAAGAAGAAGAAUAA
Molecule: messenger RNA, 246 nt
Organism: Ilex paraguariensis (yerba mate)
Lineage: Eukaryota; Viridiplantae; Streptophyta; Magnoliopsida; Aquifoliales; Aquifoliaceae
Source: the annotation of a GenBank genome assembly